GUGAAGAGCCGUGGAAUCCAUUCAUCAGGGAAGCCUUUCACCGGUGGGCCAGAUGGAAAGGACUUUUAGGCCACUGUGGGCCUUUUUCAGCACCAGCUCACUCCCAAAGUGGUACUAAGUAUACACAGCAGUACUGAGUGUGAGGAGGCCUCCCACAACAGAAAAAGUGCUUACAAGUGUGAAUGCGGGAAAUCCUUCCGCCGGAAACAUAUACACUUGUUCAGCACCAAAGAAUCCACACUGGAGAAGGACUGUACGAGGGCGGUGAAUGUGGGAAAUCCUUCAGCUACAAGCACACAUUUGUUCAACACAAGACAGUUCACACUGGUGAAAGCCCUUUUGAGUGCAGUGAAUGUGGGAAGGCCUUCCGGUUCAGAUAUGAACUUUUUCAGCACCAGAAUAUUCACACUGGAGAAAGGCCUCAUGAAUGUGGCGAAUAUGGGAAAGCUUCUGGGUGCAAAUCCAAACUUGUUCAGCACCAGAGAAUUCACACUGGAGUGAGGCCUUAGAAGUGUGUCAACUGUGGCAAAUUCUUUAGACAAAAUUCCAGCCUUGUUCAUCCAGAGAAUUCACAGAGGGCAAGGCCUUAUGAAUGUGGUGAAUGUGAGAAAUCUUUGCCAAAGCGCCAGCCUUAUUCAGCACUGCAGAGUUCACACUGGAGAAGGGCCAUAUGAAUGCAGCGACUGUGGGAAAUCCUUUAGCCAAAGCUUCAGCCUCAUUCUACAUCGGAGAAUUCACACUGCAGAAAGGCCUUAUGAAUGCAGUGAAUGUGGAAAGUCAUUUAGCCAAAACUACAGCCUCAUUCAACACCAUAAACUUCACACUAGAAAAAGUUCUCAAGAGGGCAGCCACCAUGAGAAAACGUUCAGUCAACACCAAAAUUUCACAACUCAGAGAGUGGCCAGAGGGGUUCCCCUUAGCACCAUCUGCCUUCUCAGUCUCUUCCAGGCCAUUAAGCUCAACCCCAAAACCUCUAAGUGGAGAGAGCUCAAGAUUAGAUUCCCAGUGUGCACUGGCUUCUGCUGUUUUCUCUGCUGGAUCCUGCAUCUCCUGUUAAACAUCAUUAACGCCAUGAAUGUUACUGCACCAAGGAAGAGCACAAACAUGAGUAUGCGGGGAAGUUAUGGCUAUGGUAAUUCACCCGUACCAAACAAAUCUGUAGUCCCACUGCAUGCAUCUGUGUUCGUUUUCAUUGAUGUUACGUGUUUGGGCCUCGUGGCCUGGGCAGGUGACUCCAUGGUCCUUGUCCUGCACGGGCACAAGCAGUGAGUCCAGCACCUUCACAGCAAUAGCCUCUCCCCCAGACCUUCGCGUGAAGCCAGAGCCACACGCAUCAUCCUGAUCCUGGUGCAUCUUCUUUUCUCUUCUCUCCUCCAUUUUGUGUUUUUUGGUAACACUGAUUGUAAACCCAAGCCACUCACUUAUGAACACCUCUGCAGUACUGUCUUCCAGAUUCCCAACAUUCAGCCCCUUCUGCUCAUUGGCAUCAAUACCAGUGACUCUCACUUCCACUCUGCCUUCUGCUGAAAAGAGUAAUUUUCCCAAGUGUGGUCUCUGGACAGUAAGUUCCAAGACAUCCUAUUAUGGUUCGUAGGCUUGUGUCUUAUGCCAGGUAAUCUGUCACCACAUUGGGAUUCAGUAUGGAGUGACAGCAAAAAUAAACCCUGGCUUUCCACUGCUUAUAAGAUUGCCGGAAAUGAACAUGGAGUAAAUGACUCAGUGAUGACUUUCUAAAAUUAUAUAAUGCUGGUCACUGGAGAACAUCAGGCAAUAAAGAUCAUGACCUAUGGGAACACUGUCAGUGUUUGGGAGUUCUGGAGUGGAAACUCACUGUUGAUUCAGACUUUGAAAUGACAUCCAAAAGAUGUAUUUGCAUUAUCAAAGCAGAGUAAGUGAAAGGUGUUUCACGUGCAAAUAAAAUGACCUGGAAAUACCCUGAAUUGGCAGGGCACAGGUGGACUUCAAAGAAUUGGAGGAAGUUCAUGGCAUUUGACAAACAGUAUAUGGUAUAUAGUGUGGUGAGAAAGGAAAGUAGGUGAUAUCUGUGGGGUUUGGGGACAAGAGGCCCCAUAUUGAGCCAAGGGGGCUCCAGUCACAAGACAUCUACCUGUGCCCUAAUCACUCAAGUCAGGAAGACAUAGAUCAGAAAACACAAAGAACAUUCCUCUCCCAACAUGUAAAGUAAUAAAUAGCAUGGGAGCCAGCUUCUGUGGGGUCCACGGACAUCUGGCAGAUUCCUGCUCCAAGGCCCGUCAAGACACCUGGCUGCUGGCCCUUGAAGACAAAUCAAAACAACCCCCCCCAUCUUUCUUAAUAUAUGCUUGCCUUAGCUGAGAUAAUGGUCAUCUAUACAAUGCCAGGAAGCCUGGAAGCCUGACCCAGAACCGGGCAUGACCCCCUACCAAAAUCCCUAGCCCUACCCUUCACAACCCCUCUCUCCCCGGUUAACUCCGCAUCAUUCAGAGAAAUGUGCACAUGUGCAUCCUGCGACCCUCUUUGUGCCUGAUGUCGUGUAAGCACGAGUUAAAGUUUAUCCUGUCUUACAAAAGACCUCAGCAACCGGCCCCCGGCGUGCACACAGGCACCCCUGGUCUGUGUGGCCACUGUUGUCUGUGACAGUGUACCUAAUAAACCCCUUUUCUAUUUUCAUCCUUUGUCUUUGGUAAGUUCUUUUCCCACUGGCCUGCCAGACCCCACGACAACAUCUUUUUCUGGUGGGUGUUGGCAGUCACAUCAGUGAUCACAGCUUUUCAUAGGAGAGAUCAUAGAUCUCUGAGAUUUGUGUCUACUUGGUGAAAUAAUCAAAAUCGUGUAUGAUAAAAAAACUCAAUUUAAAUUUAUUGUACUUUAUAGUUUACUACUUUUAUGUUAGUUUGUAAUAUUUUUUCAUUUUAAAAAAAUAGUUAAAUAAUGCAUUUCCUAAUUACUGAUAUUGAGGGGUCAGAUCUGACAAAGGGUCUCCUUGACCAAACUUCAGUCAGGUUCCCCUGAACGCUCUUCCCGACUAGGCCUGCACUUUCGGACUUCCUUGCCCAUCUUUUGUCACUAAGUCACCUUUAUAAGUUAAGACCCAGGCACAAAUCCAACUCCCUUCGCUGUGUAGUAUUACAUGUCAUUUCCUCACUUCCCCGUGCCCUCACCUCCUCUCCUUCCUUUCGUGCCUGUCACGUUCUAACAGUGUAUAUAAUUCUGUAUUUUUUUUCGUAUUUCUUCCUCUGUUGCGUACAGGGUAAGCUCCCUGAUGGCUGGGAUCAUCGUCUCGUUUUCACACUGGUUCCUCGCACUUAAGGCAGUGCCUGAAAUGCAGUAGGAGUUCGCUGAAUACUUGCUAGAACGGUGAAUAAGCAUGACACUACAGUAUCUCUGCUCGUCUCCGCCGUCCGUCAGCCACUGUCCUGGCCCACAAAAGCAUGUGUAAUGGUUCUUUCCAGACAGGCGGCCUAUCCUUGAAAGGAAAUAAAUACACCUCAGCUCUUAGGCUAAGAAUGUCAUCUGCACCAAAGAGUGCCGCUCCCUGGGUUGUACGCGGUCGGUGGCCUUGACCUCCUGCCUCAAAAUCACCCCACCCCAGUCCUCCCAGCCCCUGUCCGGAGCCCUUCCGGGAAAGCAGCCUCCGUCCGAGGCGAGCUCGUGCGCCCCUCGCCGCAGGGCGCCCGCACCGUGCCUUGCCCGCGCCGGGACCCGCCACUUCAGCGGGGGCUCGCGAGACCGGCUGAAAGCGUCCUUCCGUCCGUCCGUAGUUUUUAAAAAGGAAGUAUGCGUGGACUCGAAGUGACACCUGACGUGCGGCGUCCACCAGGUGCCGUGGCUUCGGGACUAUCUGGGAGAGCGCUUCUAAGCGGCGCCACGGUCCCGGCGGAGCCUCGAGGCCCGCUUCCCAGCGCCCCUUGCGGUACCUCGGCCUCAGCCCAGGCCGCGAGGGCUCCGCGGGAACCACAUUACCCAGACGCCCCUGCGCCGCGAGCGGCGGCUCCGUUAAAGGGCGCUUCCGUGCGUGCGGAGGUCGUCCGGGAGGGACUUCCGGCGUCUUCCUCGCGGCGGACAUUUUGUCGGCUCUUGGUCGAGCCGUCAGAACGGACUCUCGGGAACUGGGGUUCCGUUCAGAGGUGACGGAAAGCGAGAAGAUUUGGGAGGAGACCCUGCCCCCGAUUCCUAGAGCCCCAGCGGCGGCAGCGCCCGCGAGCAUUCCGCCACCAGGGCCGAGCGACGGCGGUGCCCGGGUCCCGGCCUGGGCCCCCUCCCGCCCCAUGUGCCCCGACUUUGAAUGCGGCGGCGGCGGCGGCGGCGGCUGUGAGGGACCCGGCGUAGGUGGGUGCUCGUUCCCCGGAACUCGACGCGUCCCGCCCCCGUCUCCGGGUCGUGGGCCUCCGAGUGAGCCGUGCCUGUUGAGGUAGUUGGCAUGGAGUGGAGAAUGAAAAGGCACCUCCCGCGCAGAGCAUUUCUGUGUGAGUGACACGUGCUCAUACGUCCAAGGCAGGUGCGUCAGCCCAGAUGGCUCACCCUUGUGAGUUAUGUGGCCCCGUCUUGAAAGAUAUUUUGCACCUGGAUGAACACCAGGAAGCACACCAUGGACUGAAACCUUAUACUUGUGGGGCGUGUGGGAGACAGUUCUGGUUCAGCGCAAACCUUGAUCAGCACCAAAAGCUGUACAGUGUAGAGAGACUCUUAAAAGGAGACAAAGGCAAGACCUCGUUUGUGAAGAACUACAGAGUUUGUGAAGAACCUCUCCUGCAAGAGAAGCCCUUUGCGUGUGAGCAGGAGCAGAACUUGCAGGCUGGUUUGGGCAGUCACCAGCAAAAGGCCACCCGCAGCAGAAGGAAGACAAGGAGCACUGAGAGCGAGGAGGCCUUUCACGCCGGCCAAGUGCAUUACAAGUGCAGUCAGUGUGCGAAAGCUUUCAGCCGCAAAGACACACUUGUCCAGCACCAGAGAAUCCACACUGGAGAAAGGCCUUACGACUGCAGCGAAUGUGGGAAAGCCUUUAGCCGCAAAGCCACACUUGUCCAGCACCAGAGAAUCCACACUGGAGAAAGGCCGUAUGCAUGCAGCGAAUGUGGGAAAACCUUUAGCCGCAAAGACAACCUUACUCAGCAUAAAAGAAUUCACACUGGAGAGAUGCCUUAUAAGUGUGGCGAGUGUGGGAAGUACUUCAGCCAUCACUCCAACCUCAUUGUCCACCAGAGAGUUCACAAUGGAGCAAGACCUUAUAAAUGCAACGAUUGCGGGAAAGUCUUCAGACACAAAUCCACGCUUGUUCAGCAUGAGAGUAUCCAUACUGGAGAAAAUCCUUAUGUUUGCAGUGACUGUGGGAAGUCCUUUGGCCACAAAUACACCCUCAUUAAACACCAGAGAAUUCAUACUGAGUCAAGACCUUUUGAAUGCAUCGAAUGUGGGAAAUUCUUUAGUCGCAGCUCUGACUUUAUUGCACACCAGAGAGUUCACACAGGUGAGAGGCCUUUUGUGUGCAGCAAAUGUGGGAAAGAUUUCAUCAGAACCUCCCACCUUGUUCGGCACCAAAAAGUCCACACUGGAGAAAGGCCAUAUGAGUGCAGUGAGUGUGGGAAGUCGUACAGCUUAAGCUCCCACCUCAUCAGGCACCAGAAGGUUCACGCUGCCGGAAGGCUUUAGGGGCGCCUCCAGCACAGCAGGGCCGCGGAAGGGAUUACCCUUCAAGAGGGAGCCGUCGAUCAGAUGUUGAGCUUCAUACGUCUGAACCUCGACACGGGAGACCCGAGGGCCAGGCACAGGGGAGACCCACUCAGGUCCCUUGCCUCGUUUGUCAGUGUCGGUGCCCGUGCCUGGAACCAUUUCAGCCUGACCAGCUUAGUUAUCCUGAUAUCCUCAGCGGAGGCGGAACUUUGUACUCCCUCCAGUCCCUGGAGGGAAGUAUAAGAAAUGUGAGUUAAUGGGGGUCCGUGUUUCCUCCGCUCUGGAAGACGUGUGGACAUGGCCCAUCUAGAACCAAGAGGUCCUGAGCUGUGUACUGGUAGCAGAAAAGCUUUACUUCGUGGACGCUGUUGGUCUCACAUGACACUUGGGACAGACUGUUCCAGCCUGCAGGGCACCCAGCCUGGGUCACUGCUUGUCUCAUGUUGCUCUGGUUUGUGUGCGAAUAAAGACUUCGUUAUCUAAGCCGCCUU
Vicugna pacos (alpaca) is the source of this 6140-nucleotide messenger RNA. It is a transcript of the gene ZNF134, whose product is annotated as zinc finger protein 134. Gene Ontology annotation, molecular function: DNA-binding transcription repressor activity, RNA polymerase II-specific; RNA polymerase II cis-regulatory region sequence-specific DNA binding. The record is from RefSeq and is a predicted model, not a curated record. Gene Ontology annotation, cellular component: nucleoplasm. Lineage: Eukaryota; Metazoa; Chordata; Mammalia; Artiodactyla; Camelidae. Gene Ontology annotation, biological process: regulation of cytokine production; regulation of immune system process; negative regulation of transcription by RNA polymerase II.